CAAGUGGCGGCGGCUGUUGCGGUUGCCAGGAGCCCGCGUUGCCGCCAGAGAGACCAGUAACAUGGCGCGGGGGAGGAGGAGAAGGAGGCGACGGACCGAGGUGCACUCUGUCAGAGCCAUUUGAGCUACUUGCUUUCUGACAAGGCCCGAGGCGAGGGAGGAAAGCUGACAGCGCCUCGAGUGAUCAGUGCCUACUGUGUGCGAACACUGUUCUGUGUCAUGGGGGUCCAGUGAACUAGACCAAGAAGGUACCUGUUCUUAUGGAGCUUACAUUUUGGAGGAGGAAGACAGACAUAAACCAAGGAAGUAAACAAGAUAAUUUCAGAUAGUGUGUGACUGUGGGAAGAUGGAAGAGUAUGAAGAGUUCUGUGAAAAAACUCUUGCCGGAAUCCAAGAAACAUCACUAUCCACAGAGAGCGUUCUACCCAGUCCGUCUGAAAGCAUCUCACUGAUUCGUUUCCAUGGAGUGGCUGUGCUUUCUCCACUGCUUAAUAUUGAGAAGAGAAAAGAAAUACAACAAGAAAAACAGAAAGCACUCGAUGUAGAAGCAAAAAAGCAGGUUAAUAGGAAGAAAGCUUUGUUGACUCGUGUCCAGGAGAUUCUUGAAAAUGUCCAGGUUAGAAAAGCACAUAAAGCCAGUGAUUUUGAUCAGUGGGAGGCGGAAACAGUUUAUUCUAAUUCAGAAGUCAGAAACUUGAAUGUUCCUGCUACAUUUCCAAAUAGCUUGCCAAUCCCUCCUGAGCACACUACUUUAACAAAGUUUGAAGAGACCCCUGUGGUUUCGCCCAUUGAUAAUGAGGACAAACAUCUACCUAAUGGAAGAGAAUUAGCUAGAGAUGCGGAAGGAUUCAAUUCUCCAGAGCAAUGUGAUCAUUCAAAUAGUCACACUGAAACCGAAGCAGCUCCAAAGAUCUCCUCAGCAGCACCGAAAGGAACUCUUAUUUCUGAAUGUCUGCUCUCAAGGACUGAAGAACAGGCUCUGCCAGUUUUGGUAGAAGUCAUCCCGGACCCCUAUGUAAUGAGUCUUCAGAACCUGAUGAAAAAGUCAAAGGAGUAUAUAGAAAGAGAACAAUCCAGACGCAGUCUGAGAAGCAGUACAAGGAGGAGUGUUAACGAGAGUCACUCAGACAAAGAAAAUGAUGCUUCGAAAGUGAGUGAGUGUGUGAAGGAGAAAUCCCCGCUGAUGGGCAAACACUGUGGCUCAGCGAUUCCUGAUAAACUUAGCCUUAAUAAAUCAAACGUUCUUCUCCAAGGUGCUUCCUCUCAACCAGGCAGCACGAAUACAUCUGUUUUAGCUAGCUUUUCUAAAGUAGAUACUCCUGUCCAAACGGGGCAUCCCACUGUUCCGGAUUCUGAGGCUGAUUUUAAAGUUAUUCCCACCUCUAUUACUGAAAAUAAUGUGAUCAAAAGUCUUACAGGUUCCUAUGCCAAAUUACCUAGUCCCGAGCUAAGUGUGAGCCCUAAAAUGCAUCGCAGGCGUUCCAGGCCAUCUUCAGCAUGUCACAUACUUAUAAAUAACCCAAUAAAUGCCUGUGAGUUAAGCCCUAAAGGAAAAGAACAAAUGGUGGACGUAAUUGUUCCCGAUACUGAUGAAAAAACAAGUGUGUUUGAAACUGUGCCAAAGUUACCAAUCGAUUUAGCAGGAGUUUGUGCAAGCAGGACUUACGUCAGCAAAACAGCUACCAAAGCCAUGGAAACUGUGGCUGUAGGUAAAUCAAGUCAGGUGCGUCAGUCUUUGGGAAAUGACUUAGAAGACAAAGUUACACAGGGACUCGCUGCUGUGGAAGGCCAGUUAACCUCUGAGGCCAGAGGAACACACACAAUGAGUAAUACCCCUUGUCCUACAGGGCCCACAUUGCAGGAUCCAUAUGUCAGUUCCGGUCAGUGUAUAGCGAGUCAAAACUUGGGAACAGUGAGUGGAUUCAGGUCAGUGAGUGUGUUUGAGAAAAACUCCUGCAAUUCUCAGAUGGAACUGAAUAAGUCUUACACUGUAAAAAAUCCAUCUCCUUUACUGAUGCAAAACCAGCGCCAUGGACAGCAGAUGGACACACCUAUGGUGUCCUGUGGAAGUGAACAACUUUUGGAUAACAGCUUGGAAAAAGUUAAGCGGAGACUGGAUUUGGAUCUGGACAGUAUGCAGAAGGAAAACUGUCCUUGUGUCAUAACCACCGGCAUAGCUGAACAGGAGAGACAAUAUUUGCCAGAAAAAAGAUACCCUAAGGGAUCUCUCUACAUUUACAAGAAUAAAAUACUAGAAACUAGCACAAAAGAAGGUGAGGAGCUGCUACAAAGCAAGAUGUUAGCUUUUGAAGAAAUGCGGAAGAGACUAGAAGAACAGCACGCCCAGCAGUUAUCCCUACUCAUAGCUGAGCAGGAAAGGGAACAGGAAAGAUUGCAGAAGGAAAUAGAAGAACAGGAGAAAAUAUUAAAAGAGAAGAAGGUGAUUACAGCAGAAGUCUCUGAAUUGAACAUUAACCAUACGGUAGAAUUAGAAUGGAGAAAAAUAAGUGACUCUGGCUUGUUGGAAACAGUGCUGUCUCAAGUGGACUCAUUCCAUACUUCGAAUUCCCAUACUUCUGGUUUCACAAAUUCUGCUCUGCAAUAUAGCUGCGGCUCUGCAAACGAGGUACCGUUCUACCUCUGGGGAUCAUCGACCAGUGGCGUGACCACACUCUCAGUACCAAGGCCCUUUGGAAGGGGCCAGCCUCGAUGGUCUCAGGUUUGUAAUCCAGAAGUACAAGUGAAGUUUAACAAAAUAACUGCCGUGGCAAAGGGAUUUCUUACUCGUAGGCUUAUGCAGACGGAUAAGCUGAAGCAACUUCGACAAACUGUAAAAGAUACUAUGGAAUUCAUGAGAAGCUUUCAGUCUGAAGCGCCUUUAAGGAGAGGCAUCGUCUCAGCACAGGAUGCAUCCCUUCAGGAGAGAGUGCUGGCACAGUUGCGCGCUGCCCUGUAUGGUAUUCAUGACAUAUUCUUUGUAAUGGAUGCAGCCGAAAGAAUGUGUAUUCUACAGCAUGAUCGAGAAGUUCGCAAAGAGAAAAUGCUCAGGCAGAUGGAUAAAAUGAAAAGUCCACGUGUGGCUCUUUCGGCUGCAACACAGAAGUCUCUGGACAGAAAGAAGUACAUGAAAGUUGCUGAAAUGGGAAUGCCAAAUAAGAAAUUUCUGGUUAAACAAAGUCCUUCUGAAACAAGAGUCCUUCAGCCAAACCAAGGACAGAAUGCUCCUGUUCAUAGGCUACUUAGUAGACAAGGAACCCCUAAGACAUCAGUGAAGGGGGUUGUGCAGAAUAGACAGAAGCCUUCCCAGAGCAGAGUGCCUAGCAGAGCGCCUCUCUCAGGAGCAUAUGCAGGAAAAAUCCAAAGAAGGCGGCCAAAUGUUGCGACAAUUUAAGAAGACAACAUUCGCUAGGAUAAGGGGAGCAGGAUUAUUGUCUAUAUAACUUUCUCUACUGAAUCAACAUUUUAUUUAACCUAGGACGGUUUACACAGGCAAAGUGACCAAAUGAAAGGGCUGAGCAAUUCUCUGCAUAAUCUGGUCAGCCUGGUUAGUUCCUGCCUCUCUCUCAUUUUCCUCUUGCAGGUUGGUGAGUCUGUUUCUUUUUUUUUCUUUUUUUUUUUUUCUUUGGUACCGGGGAUUGAACUUGGGUCCUUGGAUGUGCAAGGCAGGCCACCAAACCGCUGAGCUAAAUCCCCACCCCCCUCUAUCAGGUUUGGAUGAAGAAAAAUUAACGUUCACCUUUAUGCUGAACCUAGUCAAACCGAAGUGUAUUUUACACUUGCAGAUGUCUGAAGACCCUUUUUGUAAACUUAAAAGACAUCUGGCUUGAGUUUUACAAAAUGCUGGAAAGAUAACGAUAAAUUCUACAUCAGUUCCAAAACGUGAAUUUUAUCCAUCUCCACGGUGAUUGCUGGAUUUGAGAAACAAAUUAGAUAUGGGCCUGUUCAGAGUGAAAUCACUGCAGACCUGCUUCCCUGGUUUUAUAACUUUAAACUCCGUGCUAACUCAACCACAGGAUGUGAACCCUUGGAUGGUGAUCCCAUGUGAAAGGAAGGCAAAAGUAGCCGUGGGUCACUGUUUUGGUCAGAAGCGCACAUUCCUGUCAGCACUGUCUUACACAAAUGCCAGGUUUCGUGUGUGACUGGGUACUGUUAGAAACGGUUGUGCUGGAUUGCAAAGUCUGUGGUGGGGAACAGAUCUAGAGAAGACCUCAGAGCCUUCCUGUUGGUAGCAUCUAAGAAUGCAUUGUUGCAUCCAUUUCUGUAAAGUAGAAGUAACUUGUUGCAUGCAGUUCUAUUUUCUAUGUAGUUGUAUACUUUAUUUCUUCAGUCUCCCUUUUCUAGCAUGCUUGGCUUAGGAAAGAAUAAAGGGCUACCUAGAAUACUAAAUCCAAAUUUUUAAUAGGGUAGUAAUAUAUUGCCUAGUUAAUACUGCAUUACUUCAAGGCACAGAUAGAUUUUCAUCAGUACCAUCUUCAGUAAAACUGUCAACUAACAAAUGUUACCAAGAGAACAUUUACUGUUAAUUUAUCAUGCGACUUCUAAAAAGGGAUCUGUGCUUCUCACACAUUGGGACUAUGUAUAUUCAGUUUUUGUAACGAAUUUUAGAGAUACUGGUGGUUUGGAAAGUACAGCCUAUAUAUAUUAUUACCCUUUUGAGUAUACGGAGAUCGAUUUUUUUCUCCAAUUUUCAGUUCCAUCAAAGAACUAACGUUUACAUGCAGCUGUAGAUGGAAAAUAAACUACUCUGGAUAUAAAUUGAUUUUUAUUAAGAUGUAUCAUUGAAUGAGUAAACCAUAAAAUUAAGAGCCAAAAAAGUCUUUAAGUUACCAAUUUUUUAUUUAUAGCCCAAGUACAUACAAUUAUCCUUUUAAAUGAUAAACUGCUUUAUCAUUCGGAAAACUCAGGAUACAUCUUAUUCCUAUCGUGGUGGGUCUCUCCCGUAAAAAUAGACACAGUUUUGUGUGUACAAAACAAAUAGUAUGUUUUGGAAAAAGGUAAAAUUAGUUUUUAAGAUUGUAAAAUUUGAGUGUAUUUAAAGGUAAAAGCAUGUGUUUUCCACUUUUUUUAACCUAUAAAAGUUUCCUCAUAAAAGUG
Molecule: messenger RNA, 5094 nt
Organism: Fukomys damarensis (Damara mole-rat)
Lineage: Eukaryota; Metazoa; Chordata; Mammalia; Rodentia; Bathyergidae
Gene: Ccp110
Product: centriolar coiled-coil protein 110
Exons: 16
Coding region: 347-3391 (1014 amino acids)
Biological process (GO): regulation of cytokinesis; centrosome duplication; centriole replication
Cellular component (GO): centriole
Source: RefSeq, a predicted model, not a curated record